Messenger RNA from Eutrema salsugineum, 1893 nucleotides. Its product is annotated as regulatory protein NPR4. Gene Ontology annotation, molecular function: protein binding. The record is from RefSeq and is a predicted model, not a curated record. Gene Ontology annotation, cellular component: nucleus. Gene Ontology annotation, biological process: defense response to fungus; defense response to bacterium; regulation of jasmonic acid mediated signaling pathway. The coding region runs from base 1 to 1767 and encodes 588 amino acids. The transcript has 4 exons. NCBI's taxonomy places the organism in Eukaryota, Viridiplantae, Streptophyta, Magnoliopsida, Brassicales, Brassicaceae.
AUGGCUGCUGCUACCGAAAUGGAGCCAUCAUCAUCUAUAAGCUUCGCAUCUUCUCACUUAUAUAAUCCUCCUCCUUUGGUUACUAAUCAUCAUUCAGCUGCUAAUCUUGAAGCUGUGAGUUUAAUCAAGCUAAGCUCCGAUCUGGAGCAGCUUCUCACUAACUCGGAUUGCGAUUAUACUGACGCUGAGAUCAUCAUCGAAGGAGAAUCUCACGCAGUGGGUGUUCAUAGGUGCGUUUUAGCUUCCAGGAGCACGUUUUUUCUUGAGCUGUUCAAGAAAGACAAAGAAACUAUUGCAAAGAGUGAGCAGAAACCAAAUUAUCAUAUGAAAGAUUUGUUGCCUUAUAGAAAUGUGGGGCGCGAGGCUUUUCUGCAUUUAUUGAACUAUAUCUACACUGGGAGGUUAAAACACUUUCCUAUGGAGGUCUCGACUUGUGUUGAUACAGUUUGUGCUCAUGAUUCUUGUAAACCGGCCAUUGAUUUUGCUGUUGAGUUGAUGUAUGCUUCACAUGUGUUCCAAAUCCCAGAGCUGGUUUCAUCAUUUCAGCGGCGAUUGUGUAACUACAUUGAGAAGUCACUUGUCGAGAAUGUUCUUCCGAUUCUUUUAGUUGCGUUUCAUUGUGAUUUGACUCAGCUUCUUGAUCAGUGCAUAGAUAGAGUGGCCAGGUCUGAUCUAGACAGAUUCUGCAUCGAAAAGGAGCUUCCUUUCGAAGUUUCAGAAAAGAUCAAAAAGCUUCAAAUCAAGUCUGUGAACAUCCCUGAGGUGGUGGAUAAACCGCUAGAGAGAACCGGGAAAGUGCUCAAGGCACUUGAUUCAGACGAUGUCGAACUCGUGAAGCUUCUUUUAACUGAGUCAGAUAUAACUCUAGACCAAGCCAAUGGUCUGCAUUAUGCAGUGGCCUACAGUGACCCGAAAGUUGUGGCCGAGGUUCUUGCUCUGGACAUGGCUGAUGUGAAUUUCAGAAACUCCCGGGGUUAUACGGUUCUUCAUAUCGCUGCUAUGCGUAGAGAGCCAUCGAUUAUCAUAUCACUUCUUGGAAAAGGAGCUAAUACUUCGGAUUUGACGUUUGAUGGACGUAGUGCGGUUAAUAUAUGUAGGAGACUGACUAGGCCAAAAGAUUACUAUACCAAAACAGUAAAAGGGCAAGAAGCUAACAAAGACCGCUUAUGCAUCGAUGUCUUGGAAAGAGAAAUUAGAAGGAAUCCAUUGGCUAGUGGUGGGGAUACACCGACUUGUUCACAUUCGAUGCCUGAGGAUCUCCAAAUGAGGUUGUUAUACUUGGAAAAGCGAGUGGGACUUGCUCAGUUGUUCUUCCCAACAGAAGCCAAUGUAGCUAUGGACAUUGCUAAUGUUGAAGGGACGAGCGAGUUCACAGGUCUUCUUGUUCCACCGCCAUCAAAUGGUGCAACCGGAAACUUGAGUCAGGUGGAUUUGAAUGAAACGCCUUAUAUGCAAACGAAAAGACUGCUUGCUCGUAUGGAAGCUCUCAUGAAAACAGUUGAGACAGGUCGGAGGUAUUUUCCAUCUUGUUCUGAGGUCCUGGAUAAGUACAUGGACGAGUAUAUGGACGAGGACAUACCUGAUAUGUCGCAUCCGGAGAAAGGCUCAGUGAAAGAAAGAAGGUUGAAGAGGAUGAGAUACAAGGAGCUGAAGAACGAUGUUAAAAAAGCUUAUAGCAAAGACAAAGAAGCCAAGAUUGCACGGUCUUGUCUUUCUUCUUCAUCACCAGCUUCUUCUCUUAGAGAGGCCUUAGAGAACCCAACAUGAUCUGUGCCAUAACUAGAGGUCUUUUCUUGAAGAAGUUGUUAGUGUAGCUAUUUUAUAAGAUGAUUUAGAAAAGAUUGGAGAUCCCAUUUUGGUAUUCAGGUUUAUACACAUGGUUAGGUUCGAUUU